UACGAAGGCGGGCAGGGCAUGGAAGCUAGAACAAAUCCCGCAUCCAGCCACCGGUUUCUGCGGCUACCGGGAGCCAGUCCCUUUCCAGCCGCGGUCUCCGGCCACCAGCGCCCCAGUGCGGAGUAUCAGCCCCGCCGCACCUCCCAGGGCGGCUCCAGGUCUCAUUGUCUGCACGGUGCAGCCCCGAGGGGCACGGGGUGCAGCCCAGGCCCCGCCGACCCCCUACCCACCGCAGGCCGCCCGGCCGGGCUCAGCCCCACGCCGAGAGCCUGGCCGGCAAGGACCCCGCCCCGGGCUGCAAGUCGUCCGCGCUCGCCCGGAGGGCCACGCCGGGCACCGGGAAAAUGGAGCCGGCAGCGCCUCCCGGGCACCCAGAUCUCUCCUUUCCCCGACCUCGAGGGCCAGGCGGCGAAGCACUCACCGCGGCAGCCCCUCGGCCCUCCCGGAGCCCUGCGCACCGCAGCCGCCGCCGCCGCCGCCUGUCCAGGCGCGACGCUCCUCUCCAGAACGCUGAGAGCGGCCGCAGCUCCCGCGGCGCGCGCUCGGGGACUGACUGACCGAGCCACGGAGCGGGCGUCGGCGGGGACUGGGCGGGGCGGCCGCAGAGCCCCGCGGCGCGGAUCACAGAGCCCGCGCGUCGGGCCCCGGCGCACAGGGCGGGGCUGA
Molecule: messenger RNA, 666 nt
Organism: Mastomys coucha (southern multimammate mouse)
Lineage: Eukaryota; Metazoa; Chordata; Mammalia; Rodentia; Muridae
Product: translation initiation factor IF-2-like
Exons: 1
Coding region: 19-666 (215 amino acids)
Source: RefSeq, a predicted model, not a curated record